Molecule: messenger RNA, 498 nt
Organism: Stereum hirsutum FP-91666 SS1
Lineage: Eukaryota; Fungi; Basidiomycota; Agaricomycetes; Russulales; Stereaceae
Product: ferredoxin
Exons: 3
Coding region: 1-498 (165 amino acids)
Biological process (GO): P450-containing electron transport chain; positive regulation of oxidoreductase activity
Cellular component (GO): mitochondrion
Molecular function (GO): 2 iron, 2 sulfur cluster binding
Source: RefSeq, a predicted model, not a curated record
AUGCGUAAACUCCUCGAGCACUCGGCACCUCUUCUCGCGAACUUUUCAUUCCAGUCAUGGUGCGCUCCUUCCCGCUUUCGUUCCGGACAGAACCUUGACAGAAAACUAUGGAUAGUCUCAUGGCAUGAGGGAAUUGAUCGGCCAGAACCUGGAACUGGCAUCAAACUACAUUUCAAGGAUUCGAAAGGUCAACUUAUCAAAACAGUCGAGGCCAAUGAAGGCGAUGAUAUACUUUCAAUAGCGCAUGAGUAUGACAUAGACCUUGAAGGUGCAUGUGAGGGCUCUGUGGCAUGCUCAACCUGCCAUGUUAUUCUCGACCCGGAUCAAUACGACAUCCUUCCAGAACCCGAAGAUGACGAGAAUGACAUGUUGGACAUGGCUUUCGGAUUGACAGACACCAGUCGGUUAGGCUGUCAAGUCCAUGUCACGAAGGACUUGGAUGGAAUGACAGUUACUUUACCAUCUGCGACAAGGAACAUGUUUGUUGAUGGUGAGUAA